Talpa occidentalis (Iberian mole) is the source of this 2810-nucleotide messenger RNA. RefSeq names its product cytidine/uridine monophosphate kinase 1 (gene CMPK1). Gene Ontology annotation, biological process: 'de novo' pyrimidine nucleobase biosynthetic process; CDP biosynthetic process; UDP biosynthetic process. The record is from RefSeq and is a predicted model, not a curated record. NCBI's taxonomy places the organism in Eukaryota, Metazoa, Chordata, Mammalia, Eulipotyphla, Talpidae. Gene Ontology annotation, molecular function: UMP kinase activity; ATP binding. The transcript has 6 exons. Gene Ontology annotation, cellular component: cytoplasm; nucleus. The coding region runs from base 59 to 745 and encodes 228 amino acids.
GCCGCCGCGGCCAGCCGCUGGCUGUCAGCUCCCUCAGCGUCCCGGAGAGCCGCGGUGUAUGCUGAGCCGCUGCGGCCGCCGGCUGCUGCACGUCCUGGGCCUUGACUUCCCCCUGCUGACUCGCCGGCCGCUUUUCCUCUGUCCUCGUCGCCUCAUGAAGCCGCUGGUCGUGUUUGUCCUCGGCGGUCCUGGCGCCGGCAAGGGGACCCAGUGCGCCCGCAUUGUCGAGAAAUAUGGCUAUAUACAUCUUUCUGCAGGAGAACUUCUUCGUGAUGAAAGGAAAAACCCAGAUUCGCAGUAUGGUGAACUCAUUGAGAAGUACAUUAAAGAUGGAAAGAUAGUGCCAGUUGAGAUAACCAUCAGUUUGUUAAAGAGGGAAAUGGAUCAGACAAUGGCUGUCAAUGCACAGAAGAAUAAAUUCUUGAUUGAUGGGUUUCCAAGAAACCAAGAUAACCUUCAAGGGUGGAAUAAGACCAUGGAUGGGAAGGCAGAUGUAUCUUUUGUUCUGUUUUUUGACUGUAAUAAUGAGAUCUGUAUUGAACGCUGUCUCGAGAGGGGGAAGAGUAGUGGCAGGAGUGAUGACAACAGAGAGAGCUUGGAAAAGAGAAUUCAAACUUAUCUUCAGUCAACAAAACCAAUUAUUGACCUAUAUGAAGAAAUGGGGAAAGUAAAGAAAAUAGAUGCUUCUAAAUCUGUUGAUGAAGUUUUUGAUGAAGUUGUGAAGGUUUUUGACAAAGAAGGCUAACUCUAAACCUGAAAGCAUCCUAGAUAUCAUGCUUGAAUAUUGCUUUGAUAGCUGCUAUCACAAACCCUUUUUAAGGCGAUUUUAACCUUUGGUAAUUACAUCUCAGUUAAUGGUGGGAAGGUAUGUAGAAAGACAAAUUACAUUUUUUUAUCUACAGUUUUUUUUUGGUCUUAGGGGUAGACAGUGAAUUUGGGUUUAAUUUAUCUUAGCUAUGGUGCUCGCAAAACAGAAGGAUAUCGGCUAGUUCUUUUUAUUAGAAAAGAAUAUCCCUUUUAUAGUUUGUGCCUUUUUGUGAGCAAAACUUUUUAGUGUAUGUGUACAUCCCUUUAGUAAUUACAAGAUGUUAGGUGUAGGGAUACCCUCUUCCCCUCUUUCUUGCAGGUUUUAAAUUUCCGACCUGCUAAGUGAAUUUGUGGACCAAAUUCCAAAGGAACUUGUUGUGUAGUCAGUUCUUGCACAAUGUGUUUGGUAAACAAACUCAUGAAAUGAAUUCCUAGAAGUGUUUUAGUAUUUAUCAAAUAACUGACCAUUUCCUACAGAAUGAUAAAGAAACGUAGGCUUUAUGUUGUACCACAACUUGUACAAAGUUGUGUGAUAGGGCAUAUUCUUUACUUCCAGGGAUGGGGAUGAAGAUACGGGGGGGUUCAGAGCCUGGAAGAAUUGUCAGCUUUAUUCUGACAAAAAUCUGAGGGUAAGGAGCAAGGACUGUGUCUAAUGACAUAUGUUCCUUAGCAGUGGAACCUUGAAGUGUGUGUAUUAGAUUGACGGUAAAAUGAUUUGGUUAGCAUUUCAGUAACACUUCAAAAAUUUUUUUUGUUUGUUUUCUGACUAAAUAUAGUGUUAGUAAAAAGAAAUCUAAUGGUUAAAUUUCCCAUUUGUAUUUUAUUUUCUUGAAUAUUUUUUUCAUAGUUAUUUGUUUAAGAAGAUUUAAAAAUCAUUGCACUUUGGUCAAAAAAAUGAUAAAUAUAUCUAAUAAAUGUUUGAUUCCCUCCCUGGCUACUUUUAUUUAGUAAAUUGUUUUGGGGGCAUCAUGUUGAAGCACUGAAAGGUACAGAAUUUUAAAGAGCAGAUAGAGUCCAAGGGAAUUUUCUCUUAAGUCCAUUCUUCCUUUAAAAAUCUCUGAGAAAUUUAUUUUUGCCUUUUUCUGCCAUCACGAAUACAAAGGAGGGUCCAAGGUUCUUAACAUGAUAUUUAUUAAAAUACUUCUCAUUUUUAACACUUACUUUGGCAUACAGGGUUCAAUCAGGCAAGAAAUUUUAUCUUUAUAUAAUUAGAUUUUAUAUUUAAAGUCAUUAGGAAUAGUGAGGACAAUUUAUGGAUGUAGCCACAUUAUAAAAGAUUAAAUUGUUUCUAUGUGUGAUUGUGUUAUGAAAUUCACUUAUUAAUGAUAAAUUUCUUAACAUAUUGCCAUUAGAAAACAAAAUAUCCAUAAAUAUUGUAACAUACCAGCCACCAAAAUUUGUAUUGAUAUUAUCUUGGUAUCUGGGAAAAGAUUGUAAUGAAUUCUGAUCUAGUGAUUCAGUCCAGCCAGGAUAGGAACACUUUGCUGGUAGUUUAAUCAAACAGCUGUAAUAUGAAGCAAGAGUAUGAAGAAUAAAGUUUUGAGGGCAUCCCUACUCACAUAUGAGAAAACACCUAUCAGAUGGGAAUCUAAAUAUUUAUACUGGUAUUGUGAAGAUAACCUUAAGGUUUUUAAGAAGACUGCUAAAACUAGGUGCUUUGCUUCCUUUCAUCAAAUAUCUUUCUGUGACAUUUGAGAACAGAAUCCAAGAAACAUAAAAUUACUAAAUUAUGGGGCUUUGCUUUUUAAGUAGAAAAACAUAUUGACAAUAUUGAGUUUAAAAUUUGAUUGAGAUAAAUCUGUCUUCACUAGUUUGGCUAUUCCUUUUGUUAAAGAUACAGUCACUGAGAAGAUUUUGACAUUCUUGAAAGACCCCUAUGGAAGCAUUGCUAUUUUUUUUAAUUAACUAACAUUAUUUCCAUUCAGUGAUGUUGGAUGUAUAUGAAUUAUUUAGUAAAUAAUCCAAUAAAUUUUGUGCUAUAGCCUUUGUUGUUUGCUGGUUCA